Mustela lutreola (European mink) is the source of this 8635-nucleotide messenger RNA. It is a transcript of the gene ADAMTSL4, whose product is annotated as ADAMTS like 4. Gene Ontology annotation, molecular function: metalloendopeptidase activity. Gene Ontology annotation, cellular component: extracellular matrix. Lineage: Eukaryota; Metazoa; Chordata; Mammalia; Carnivora; Mustelidae. Gene Ontology annotation, biological process: extracellular matrix organization. The coding region runs from base 4560 to 7886 and encodes 1108 amino acids. The transcript is spliced from 20 exons. The record is from RefSeq and is a predicted model, not a curated record.
CACAACCUAGGGGCUGACCCAGAGGGAACCAGGGGAGGGGUUCUGCCAUCAGGGGAAACAGUUUUCCAGGCAGAGGGAGCUGCUGAAGCAAAGACCCUGAUGGGAGACCUGGCUCUGACAAGUUCAAUAAGGAACAGAAGGAAGGUCGCUGUGGCCAGAGCUGCGUGGGCAGAAGGUGAGAAUGGUGGGAUGAGACCAGGAGGGACGUUCAGGGACAGCAGGAGUCAAGGGCCUUCCAAGCCAUUCUAAGAGUUGAGAUUUUAUUUUGGUCUCAAUAUAAUAGGAAGUUACGGAAGGAAGGCACAAAAUGGCUGUUUUGCUAAAGCUCUUUUGUCAAGGCCUUCAAAGCUCGCCUCCGAUGAAAUCUUGCGAAGAUCUAGGUAGGUGAGGGAUGUGUGAAUGUGGGCAGACAGUGUUAAGGAGAAAAAAUAGGGGUCAGACCCAGUUGCUGCAAGUCACAGCCAGAACCCCUUGCUGAGCAGGACAAAAGUGGUCAUAGAGUAAACCCCUGAAAUUAUACACUAAUUCUGUGUGUGUGCAUGCCUUAUUUUAGGGAGUAACCCAGAGUUUUCCAGACUCAGAAGAGUCUGCCACCAAAAAAGGCCAGAAAAGGAGAAUAUUGACCUGUAUGCCUGAUACACACGUGCUGCCUCAGUAAGGACCUGUGCACGAUGCCCUGCAGAGGAGAGUGGGGGGCAGGGCAGGAUGGGAAACUUCACUGAGUACCAUGUGCUUUACCUAUUUUUAAAAGUCCACUUCAGUGUAAAGGACUGAAGCUGGAGAGGAAUGGAUGGGUGGGGAAGAAGGUGCCAAAGCCUUGGUGUGGCCUGGGAGGGGCAGAGACACAUACAGGCUGAUCCUAACUUGACUCUCCCACCCCCAGCCUGUGCACACAUGCCUCACGCCUAGAGCAGUCUCACCCUGAGUCCUCAGAGGGCUCGGCUGCCCAGUGAGCACCACCUGCACUGUUCUGGGAGAGUGACAGAAACAGCUCUCCCAAAGAUGCCCUUUGGUCAGGUCACUGAAGCCACUGUCCUCUGUCCAUGCCCCAGGCUCCUCAGAAUCCCACACCUUCAAAGAGAGAAUCCUGGACCCCCUGAGCACCCCACUGAGUCCCCCAGGAGCUCUUGGCUCAGAUCCAAGCACACUUCAACUCCCAACGGCUUGGUUGGUCAUUUUGCUUUGAAUAGAAGUUCCCCGGUUCUGCCUGGGUUUGUGCCCGGCCCUAGCCUGGCGAAUGGAAGCUGAGAUGGGGCUGUUUUUCUCGAAUUCUCUCCAACAUCUCGGCUUGGAUAUGCUUUGCCUGCCCACAAAUAGGUCUGGCCGGGCCUUCAGGACCCAGCUGUUCUCAGCCAUCAGCCAGGGGUAGGAACCAGCCACCCUCGGGUAUUCUGAUCCCUGGUAAUCUGGGGCCACAAGUCAGGGAGUGGAGUCAGCCGCUGAUGAAAGGUCCCUGGCAGGAUGCAGAGCAGGCUAGGGCCUCCUGGCUCACACUUGAGGAGGGUACGAGGGUGGCUAUGUGCAGGUCAGUUAAACCCCAGAGCUCCUGUCCUGCUGCGGAACAGUUGAGAUCUUUCCACACCCUCCUGAGGCCUCUGGACCACAUGGGAACCGGCACAGCCACUUCCACUCACAAAGCCAAACAGAAUGUUCCUGCCCCUUCUUCUAACUCCAGAAUAAGUACAUAAUAACAUCAACCAGUAUUUUGUGGGGAGUCACUGUGGCAGGGCCCGAUUCAGUGAAGACUCCAUGUGUCUCACCUCCCUAAAAGUCCCGCAGAACCUUUAGGUGGUGGCACAAGGAGGUCCCCUUGGCCCGUAGCCAACCAGGGAGCUGCAGUGCGAACCCAGGCAGCCUGGGCACACCAUGCCGGCAGCUGGUCGCAAAUGAAAACAAAGUGAUCUGCAGAGGAACCCUACAACCUCGCACCAAAUCGUAUCCAGUCCUCAGCCUGGUAGCCAGAGAACAAAAGCACGGGUCCUUGACGGUUCCACACACUGAGCUCAGAGUGUGCAGUGUGGGGCGCCUACCAGCUCUGAAAUAAGGGGACAGCCUGUACUUCUCCAGCCUUCCAGGCUCCCAAAUCUGCUCAUCACUUUGGAUGACGGUGUCCAUCAGUCCGUCCUGCAGGGGUGCUAGGAGCUGGAAAUCCUGGCUGACCCUCCAAACCUCUUCCCUACCCUGGGCACAGGGCAGGUGUGUGGGAGGUGCCUGGCUGGGAGGCGGGAGACUGGAGGGAGGCCUGGCUGCCUGGCUUAGUGCUUGGGGUCUCCUGCUUCAUUUCUCUCAUCUGAUACAUGGACUAUCUACCAACGCAUCCUCACUUUAUGAGGUUUGGGUGAUGAAUCUGAAAACUCUGUGGAGACUGUGAGGCCCAGGGCGAGUUCACGAAUUUAGGGGUGUGGUGUGUCUCUUAGCCUCUCUCUGCUUGCGUUUCGCAGCCUCUGAGGCGGGACAGGAUGCAGGGAGAGGACAGAGGCCGAACUGGGCAUCACCAACACUCCAUCCCCUGCCUCUGGCCAGUGGCCUCCAGUGGAAGGGACCCUUCCCGCAGGUGGAAGAAAGCAAGACCAAUCAGGUGUGAGAGCCUUCCAGUGGCCAGAUUGAGGCGCAGAUACCGAGGAGGGCUGAGGAGGAGCUCAGAUAUGUUUUUCUCCUGACACCUGCCCUGGAGCUCAGUCCUCAAGGCUUCAAAGGAAGAGUCUCAGGGCCCAGAUAAGGCAACUCAGUCGUCAAACACAGUCAUCGCUUGGGCACUAGGUACCCGAGAGAGGAGAAAAGCAAGCUGCAAACUGCUCAAGGCAGAAGGCCUGCUGCCCAUGUUAGGACCACAGGGGCGUGGAGCCUGCUGGCCAUGGGCACAGGGAGCAGGCCCAGGGAGGCCAGAGUGGGAAGGCCUUGGAGCCUGGCUGAAGUCCGCACUGACCAGGUGGCCGCUGAGCAGAGACCAGGAAGGGCAGUGGUCACCUGAGAGCCCUGGAAAUCCCCUGGGACAAUGGCACCUCCGACUCUAGGUGCACCCAUGCAUCUGUGUGUGGGGGAACCCUGAGGCUGCGGGAGCUGAGUUGCCUCCCGCCCGUAGCAAGCCUCCACCCUCCUGGCUCUGCCUUUCUGUCCUCAACAUGUUCAGCCUCCCCUCUUGUUCUGCGACACCUGCUGGCCCCAUGCACCCUCUUCUCCCCCCAGAGUGCUUUCGCCACUCUCGGAGCUUGCUUACGGCACAGGGCAAAACUUCCUUUUUUGGCGUGUGUCCCCAGUUCUUUUGGACUAAUGUCUCUGUGGCCAUUUCGAAGACUUUUGCUAAGGUUUCCCCUCUGCAUACGCCACACACAAGAGGUGACUGAGAGCCGGCCCUGCAGGUGAAACCCAGAAGUCUAAAGCAAAGCUCCGGCCCUGAGCAAUGGAGAAGCCAGUUACUGACGCAGUGCGCUUGCAGUCCGCGGAGAGCCGCAGGGACUAGCAGAGCUGGGUGCAGCUGGAGGGAGAGAAGACCAGCAGGGCUCCCUGAGAGAGGUGCCAGUGGAGCUGACCUUAAAGAAGGUCGGGUGUGAGGAAGGGGAAGGCGAGAAGGCAUUCUGUGGAGGCUGUGAUCACAGUGUCAGGCUUCUGCAUCGAUCAUCCAUGUAGGAGGCCAGGGGAACUUCAUUAGGUGAUGGCCAUGGAAAGAACGAGAACACAUAACUAUGUGAAGGCCAGAAAGUCAGUCUCUGGGCUCAGAGCCCUGGAUUUCAUAUCUGUGAAAUGACCUGAGGUCUAACUCUGGCUUUGCCAGGAACUGCCACAAGUGCUUCGCCUGUAAAAUGAAGGACUGGGCAAAAUGUCUCUAACGGUCCACACUAUUCUAGAGCAAGGAGAGAAAGGACUCAGGUGACUCUAGGCUUCCGAAGAACAGUCCCAACAACAGGAGGUGAGAAAUCAGGAGAGGAAUCAGGUUUGGGGAGAAGACUUGAGUUUUAAGUAAACAGGCUGGACCCCACCCUGACCCUGCCUUCCACUAGGCUGACUGGGUCUGUCCCACUGCGUCCCCUCCUCUGGGAGCGUGACCCCGCUGGCAGGAAGGUCAGAGCAAGGAAGAGGAACUGGCCUUUGCUCUCUGAGACUUGUCAGCUUCUCCCUCGGUGAAUAAACACCUCUGUUGUCACCCACACGGUCUUUCUGGAAGAGGAGCUGAUGCUGCAGAGUGCUUGAAGGCUGGGGUGGAAUCCCCUAAAGGGACAGUUGAGUUUCCAUCAUCCCAGGGGCACUUGAAGUCCCCAAAUGAGCCGUGGCCUGUGGUCAGAGGGCAAGCCCACACUACCUCCUGCCUCGACUCGCCUUGCCUUCACGUCAUGCCCAGACACUUAUAUUUCUGACUUCAAGGCCUUGGUGUUGCCACCCAUUCCGGGUUUGGGGUGCAUUCCUCCAGCUACGGAUGGACAGACAUAUCUGCAAUCUUGUCAUAGUUUUCAGAUUAGUCCCAUUUUACAGAUAUGAGGAAACUGCAGCACAGAAAGGUGGGAGUCUUCCUCUAAGAUCACGGAGCUGCUCCUGGAGGGAGCCAAGAUUCAAAUCCAGAUCCUAUGACUCACAGAGCGCGCCCACUCCAACCCAGAUGCCUGAGUAGUGUGUUUACUUCCGGUCCCCUCUCCCAGGCCCGGGGCAUCGAGGGAGGAGCGAUGGAGAAGUGGGCGGGCAGGCCUCAGUUGUGUCUGAUGCUGCUUCUGUCCUUCCCUGAGCUCGGCCUGGAUCAGGAGGUGCGCCAGGGACCAGAGGUGUUGUCUGGACACUCUCUUCAGACACUCCCCGAGGAGGGCCAGGGUCCUGAGGGUGUCUGGGGUCCUUGGGAGCAGUGGGCCUCUUGCUCCCAGCCCUGUGGAGUUGGGGUGCAGCGCAGGAGCCGGACAUGUCAGCUCCCUACAGCUCAACUCCACCAGGACCUGCCCUUCCCACCCCGGCCCCCAAGACAUCCAGAAGCCCUGCUCCCCCGGGGUCAGAGCCCCAGACCUCAGACUUCCCGAGGAACCCUCCCCCUGUACAGGCCACAGCCUCGGGGAAGAGGUGGCCCACGUCGAGGUCCUACUUCCCAACUAGGGAGAGCAGAAAUCCGGGAGAUUCCAGGAGCUCGGAGGUCCCGGGUUCGAGACCCCAUCAAGCCAGGAAUGUUUGGUUACGGGAGAGUGCCCUUUGCUUUGCCACUGCAUCGUAACCGCAGGCACCCCCAGAGACUGCCCAGAGCUGAGACCUCCCAGACCUCAGAUCUUCCAUCCCUGACUCCAAGAACAGAACCAUUCUCCACAAACCACACAGCUCAAACUCAGCUCGCUCCUACAGAACUUUCUGCCCGGCCCCCACACCCCCCAGCAGAACCUCCAAGCCCUGAAACUACUCAGACAGAAGUGCCCUCUAGAACGAGGCCUUUCCCCACGCAGCCCCACCCCAGAGCCCAGGCCUCUGGCACAGAGCCUGCCUCGUCCAUCCCCUACCCAGGAGAAAGUAACUCCUUCCAUGUGUCCCCUCAGCCAAGAAUGCCAGAUUCUCAGGGUUCGGCCAGUUUCCAGGUGGCUGAGAGAUACCCUAAUCUUUUCCUUUCUGUCCCUCGGGGCAGAGGCCACCAGAGCCAGGAGCACUGGAAACCUGGGGGGAAUCUCCAUGGGUCCCUCAUGGAGCCUGCCCCCCACUAUCCAGAUGGCUGGCUGCCUCUGCUGAAUGAUGGCCCCCACUCCAGUUCGCUCUGGAGCCUCUUUGCUCCCAAUAGCCCUGUGCCAAGGUGUUCUGGGGAGAGUGAGCAGCUGAGAGCCUGCAGCCAAGCGCCCUGCCCCCCUGAGCAGCCAGACCCCCGGGCCCAGCAGUGUGCCGCCUUUGACUCCCAGGAGUUCAUGGGCCAGCUCUACCAGUGGGAGCCCUUUACCGAAGUUCAGGGCUCCCAACGCUGUGAACUGAACUGCCGUCCCCGUGGCUUCCGUUUCUAUGUCCGUCACACGGAAAAGGUCCAGGAUGGGACCCUGUGUCAGCCUGGAGCGCUAGAUAUCUGCGUGGCUGGACGCUGUCUGAGCCCCGGCUGUGAUGGGAUCCUCGGCUCUGGCAGGCGUCCAGAUGGCUGUGGGGUCUGUGGAGGGGAUGAUUCCACCUGCCACCUCGUCUCAGGGAACCUCACAGACCGGGGGGGCCCUCUGGGCUAUCAGAAGAUCCUGUCAAUUCCUGCCGGAGCCACGCAGCUCCAGAUUGCCCAGCUCCGGCCCAGCUCCAACUAUCUUGCCCUUCGAGGCCCUGGGGGCCAGUCCAUCAUCAAUGGAAAUUGGGCCGUGGAUCCCCCUGGGUCCUACACGGCCAGUGGAACUGUCUUCCUGUACAACCGGCCUUCCCGAGAGGAGGGCAAGGGGGAGAGUCUGUCAGCCAAAGGCCCCACGACCCAGCCUGUGGAUGUCUAUGUGAUCUUUCAGGAGGAGAACCCAGGCAUUUUUUAUCAGUAUAUUAUCUCUUCAGUUCUUCCAGACCUUGGGAGCACCACCCCAGAGCCCCACUUCCCCCAACUCCAGCCAGAGAUUUUGAGGGUGGAGCCCCCACCCGCUUCGAUGCCCCGCCCUGCUCGGACCCCAGGCACCCUCCAGCGUCAGGUGCGGAUCCCCCAGAUGCAUGCUCCACCCCAUCCCAGGACACCCCUGGGGUCUCCAGCUGGAUACUGGAAGCAAGUGGGACACUCGGAGUGUUCAGCAUCCUGUGGAAAAGGUGUUUGGCGCCCCAUCUUCCUCUGCAUUUCUCGUGAGUCAGGGGAGGAGCUGGAUGAACAGAGCUGUGCCAUGGGCGCCAGGCCCCCAGCCCCCCUGGAGCCCUGCCAUGGUCCUCCAUGUCCCCCAUACUGGGAGGCGGGCGAGUGGACGUCCUGCAGCAGCUCUUGUGGCUCGGGCACCCAGCACCGCCAGCUGCGCUGCCGCCAGGAGUUUGGGGGCGGCGGCUCCUCGGUGCCUCCCGAGCGCUGUGGACACCUCCCUCGGCCCAAUGCCACCCAGCCCUGUCAGCUGCGCCUCUGUGGCCACUGGGAGGUUCGCUCCCCCUGGAGCCAGUGCUCAGUGCGGUGCGGGCGGGGCCAGAGGAGCCGGCAGGUUCGCUGUGUGGGGAGCAACGGUGAUGAAGUGAACGAGAGGGAGUGUGCGUCGGGCCCCCCGCGGCCCCCCAGCAGAGAGGCCUGUGACAUGGGGCCCUGUACCACAGCCUGGUUCCACAGCGACUGGAACUCCAAGUGCUCAGCGGAGUGUGGGACAGGAAUCCAGCGACGGUCUGUGGUCUGCCUUGGGAGUGGGGAGUCCCGUGGGGCAGGCCAGGAGGAAGCAGGAGCUGGGAGCACUGAGCAGAGCUGUGCACCGGGAAGCCGUCCCCCGGACAUGCGUGCCUGCAGCUUGGGACCCUGUGAGAUGACGUGGUGCUGGUAUACGGGGCCCUGGGCCGAGUGCUCCUCAGAAUGUGGCUCUGGCACACAGCGUAGAGACAUCAUCUGUGUAUCCAAACUGGGUAUGGAGUUCAACGUGACUUCUCCCAGCAACUGCUCCCACCUGCCUAGGCCCCCUGCCCUGCAGCCCUGUCAGGGGCAGGACUGCUCCGACCGAUGGUUUUCUACGCCCUGGAGUCCGUGCUCUCGCUCCUGCCAGGGGGGUAUUCAGACGAGGGAGGUCCAGUGUCUGACCGCCAACCAGACCCUCAGCGUCCGAUGCCCUCCUCACCUGCGGCCCUCCAGGAAACGACCCUGUAACAGCCAGCCCUGCAGCCAGCGCCCCGAUGAUCAAUGCAAGGACAGCUCUCCACAUUGCCCCCUGGUGGUACAGGCCCGUCUCUGCGUCUAUCCCUACUACACAGCCACCUGUUGCCGCUCUUGUGCCCAUGUCCUGGAGCGUUCUCCCCCAGAGCCUGCCUGAAAUGGGUACAGGAGACCCUCUCCUCAUGGUUUCCUCAUGCCACCAUCAGUCACCCACCCAUCAGCCCACUCUGUACUCUCUGGCUCUCCGGCCUGCCCUAGUCUCAUCAGGGGUGUCCCCUAGGAUGGUUGAAGGUGGCAAAGAUGACUGUCAAGAUAUGUGGCUCUGUGUGUGUGUGUGUGUGUGUGUGUGGUGUGAUGGUCCGUGUGCACACGUGCACCACAUGGGUAUUGGGGGCCUGCAUGGAUGGAUGUGCUCAUACACAUACUAUUUUUCAAAAAAAGAAGUGAAACAGACUGAAGAGGAGUGGAGAGUGGACGAUGCCUGUUUCCCUGAGACUUUUCCAGGCUGAGAGGAAAGCAAGUUUGCAGCUCCUUAGUAAUCCAAACUGCAUAGCACCUGGUCUCCCCAUCAACCUGACUUUGUGCCCUAAACUUCAGUUCUCAUGUUCAGGCCUCACCUCUUCUAAAGCACCAUUUACCAUCUGAUCCCUCCUCCCACACUUAGUCUCUCCAUCCCUACCUCUCAGAAUCAGCUAGGGAUGGGCGUCAGCCACUGCCAGUCCUGCCUUACCCCAGGAAGAGAGACUAUCUCCCCGGAGCAGGGACCAGCUGGGCAGAGGAUGGAAAAAAGAAAAAAAUAGAACAAGACACCCUAGCCCCUGCUUCCACUCCCCACCUCCGAAAAUGGCUCCCCCCCCCCCAGAACUAAUUUAUUUUUUAUUAAAGAUGAUUAUGACAAAUGAGAAA